AUGGCCACGAUGGGGGGAGACCGAAGGCAGAUGAUGGUGGAUGCGGCGGAGGACAAGUUUCCCGAGGGGUUACGCGUCCUCGUCGUUGACGACGACCGCGUCUGCCUCAAGGUACUAGAAGCCCUCUUGCGCCGCUGGAAAUACCAACCAACAACGGUGAUGGAUGCAAAGACGGCGCUGAGGAUGCUCAUGGCCGGGAAGCAGCAGUUCGACCUGGUCAUCACCGACGUGUGCAUGCCGGACAUGGACGGCUUCAAGCUCCUCGAGCUCAUCCGCCUCGAGAUGGAUCUGCCCGUCAUCAUGCUAUCCCUCGAUUGCGACAAGAAGGUUGUGAUGAAGGGGAUAGAUCAUGGCGCGUCCGACUUUAUGGUGAAGCCAGUGUGUGCCCAUGAGCUCAAAAACAUAUGGCAACAUGUUCAAAGGUGGAGAAAUCCAAAAGCAAUAGGCCACAUCAGCGAUCAUGACAGUGAUGUCCAGAGAGUACAACCAGCGACUGCUGACAAGAGUAAGUACUCGGGGAAUAAGAGAAAUGUUGGAGAUGAUUCUAACGAGAACAAUGAGAGCACACAUAUAUCCUCCACCCACAGAAAGCCCAGGGUGACAUGGACAAUUGAGUUGCAUAACAAGUUUCUAGAAGCUAUCAACCAGAUCGGCCUUGAUAGGGCUGUUCCAAAAAAGGUAUUGGAGCUGAUGAAUGUGGAUUGCCUCAGCAGAGAGAAUAUCGCGAGUCAUCUACAGAAGUAUAGAUUGUACUUAAAAAGAGUCAACUCAAAUCCCUCUAGUGAUGCAUAUGAAAGAAGGAACUCAUCGUACAACAUGAACAACAAGGGCAAUUUAAUGCAUAAUCAUGAACAUGGAAGGUGGAGUGUGUCAUCUGGCGACACUUCGUCUUGGAGUACAAACAAUUAUGGUGCAACGGGUCAUGUGGCUUCGCCGAUGAACAUCCAAAGCAACUUCUACAUGGGGUCAUACCUCCAUGAUGGUAGAAUGUCGAGGUAUGUUGGGAAACAACCAUCGGAUGCGAGAAGAUUCACAGGUUUUGGUGACCCUCCCGUGAGCCUAUACAACAACAUACCCAAUGAGAUAAUGUUAGAUGAAUUUCCUUCAUGCAAUUAUAGUAAUUCCUAUGCUGACCUCAUGCGUGGCAAGCUAAUGGAGAUAAGCAAAGGCAAAACCCCUUCCAAUCUUCAAAGUUCCUUUGCAAACAGAAUAGUUGGUGGCGGGAGGUCGUCUCUCGUCCCACCACAGGAGAGCUAUGCAAUGUCAACUGGCCGGCUGCCUCUGCAAAAUGAAAUGACACCAUUCAUAAGCAAUACCACAUCAAUGGGAGGCAUCAUUGAGCAGAUGGCACCAUUCAACAUGGCAAGCAACACAAGCUCAGUAGGAACGAUGUUGAAUGGUAGCUCUACACUUGAUGCAAGUAGAACUUCAAUGAAAGAUACUCAUGUGGUAAAUAGUGAAAGAACUACUUCGAUGCUUCACAACCUUCAGCCAGACGAUUUCAUCCCAUUGACUCAGCUACUUGAUGGCGGGGAUGGAGCUAGCAUUGUCCCUAUGCAAGAAGGCACACUUGAGCAGCAACCUCUAAAUGAUCAACUGAAUGAAAUCAAUGCCUUAUCAAUGGAUGAUAUGUUUUCCAACAUGCACAUGGAAGAUUUCACUGGAGAUGAUGCUAUCGUGGAAGAAGCAUGAUAGUUCUGUAUGUUAACCCUCUCAACGCGUGACAUGCUUGAUCAAGAGUAUCAUGCUCGAGGGGCCUCUUUAAGGCAAUAGAGUGCUUUGACAAGUUUGCAAACAUAGUGAUAUGUGUAGCCACCUUCAUAUACCAGUGGUUCUUUGAGAUACACUUCCUCUUGCAUAACAUUGAGAAUUGACGUGGUCUGCACAACAAGCAUAAACACCACCCUUUGGAGACUAUUGUGCCUAAUUCUUAUGGUGGAAGCUUUUAUAGUAGGGUCAGCAUCCUGAUAAUCAAAACAUUAAUGUUUCUUGAAGCCUAU
Triticum dicoccoides is the source of this 2000-nucleotide messenger RNA. RefSeq names its product two-component response regulator ORR24-like. The record is from RefSeq and is a predicted model, not a curated record. NCBI's taxonomy places the organism in Eukaryota, Viridiplantae, Streptophyta, Magnoliopsida, Poales, Poaceae. Gene Ontology annotation, molecular function: DNA binding; DNA-binding transcription factor activity. Gene Ontology annotation, biological process: phosphorelay signal transduction system; cytokinin-activated signaling pathway. Bases 1 to 1692 code for a protein of 563 amino acids. The transcript is spliced from 6 exons.